Cooperia oncophora is the source of this 543-nucleotide messenger RNA. NCBI's taxonomy places the organism in Eukaryota, Metazoa, Nematoda, Chromadorea, Rhabditida, Trichostrongylidae. The record is from the annotation of a GenBank genome assembly.
AUGAAGAACAUUGUGACUUCAUUGGACUUUUUACUGUCUGCAUCGUUAUGCUCUUCUCAACUCGUUUUCGCUGUUGUCAAGACAAUAGCAAAAGCGAUGGAUACACGUGUAGGUCCAGCUAACGACUGCUCAUUUGACGACUUUAUGUGCGCAUUUUGGUUUCUCGCUUUCUGUGGAUGUAUAACAAGGAGACGUUAUAUUAUUGUAUUCACAACGAUGGCUAUGUUUUACACAUUUGUACUUGCUUUUAAAUGGUCAACUGCAGCUUCAUACAGCUACUUCACUAAUACACCUCUGUCAUGUACCAGAGAAGUCCGUCAAACUUAUCCAAGAUGGUGCCAGAAUGCGGACAUAAUGUUCCUUGCAGCCAGCAUUGUUGCCAUUAUAAUCUCGCUUGCUGCCUCAAUGCUAUCCGCAGUACGCCUCUGGUCGGAUGAGGAUGAUUUUGAAGAAGAGUAUGAAGCGGAAGAUUCCUUACUGGGAGAAACAAGAAGGCCCAGAGGGACGAAGAUCAGCGCUUUCAGAUACUCAAUCGAUCGCUAA